AUGAAGAAACCGCGUACGGAGUGGUCUUCGGCUCCUAGCGUGCGGUCUGAGGUUUCGGUCCGCUAUCACCACCCUGUGCCCUCUAUAGAGCCUCCUUUCCCUGCAGUCGAGGCCUUCACUCACAGCGGGGAUACGUCUCGACAUGCUCUUUCAUCAUCGCUUCUCAAUGCACAAAAUGUAGAGAAUCUGCAGUCCACACAUUCAGACCGUCCCAUGCGGGACCGACCGUCUAUCUUGAACAGCGAUCACAUCUUGGGAGGUUCGCCGUCCACCAGCCUCCAGAAGCCUUCGCCCACUUUGGUCCUGCCGGACAAUCAGUGCUUGACGGUCAAUGGUAUCCCAGCUACAACCCCAACGCAUGGCUAUUUUCCACCUCGAGAAUUACCUCUUCAUCCACGAACCCAGACAGAUCAACAUGCAACAAGGCGCACUGCAAUCGAUCGCGCGGCUCCCAUUCAUCGGAUCCCUCCUCUGGGCCCUUUUCUCAACACAGGCAACAUGACCACGAGCAAUACGAAUGAGUACAACGAUAUCGAUACAGAAAUGAGCGACUGUCUACCAACAGCUUCAACUCAUCCAAUGGUGAGUUCAUGUACGGACUCUCUACGGGAUCACCAACUCACGGCUACUGAGAUUCAUCCCGUUUCUGUGUCCACAACUACCGUUCCACGCCGACGGUCUCCGCUCGUCAUGGGCUAUCGGUCAAGUUGCGAAAAGUGCCGCUGCCAUGUGCCUGGACACUACAGUCAUGUCUAUCGAGACUGA
This is a messenger RNA of Penicillium oxalicum, 765 nucleotides long. RefSeq lists its product as uncharacterized. The record is from RefSeq and is a predicted model, not a curated record. Lineage: Eukaryota; Fungi; Ascomycota; Eurotiomycetes; Eurotiales; Aspergillaceae. The coding region runs from base 1 to 765 and encodes 254 amino acids. The transcript has a single exon.